CCGGCGUUUGCAGGAGAGCGGCGAGGACCCCCCCUUGCCAUUCGGUCCAUUCCAGCCGGGGAUGCUGCAUAGUCUCAAGUAAAGUCGAGCUGACAAGCGCAAGACUUUCCAAUGUCGCAUCGGCACAACUAAGCUGUAGAUUGACUAACCCUUUAGUUCGUCUUGCAGGUAUCCCGACUGGCGGAACAAUAGCUUUUGUUUCUCUUGGGCUUCUUGGCAAGUAUAAAAGAUACGAACUUGGGAGUCUCGGCCGAGCUGAGUGGAACCUUGACUUCCACUGCCUUUGAAGCUCAUUACCGGGCAGGUAGAUGUUAUUGUUGAGAGACUUUGGCUCCAGGUUCCCAUAAGUAGAGCGUGGUUUGUCCCGGGUUGUUAAGGACAUGGUCUUUGAUACCUCAGCCUCUCUGCUUUUGCCCUGCCGUCUUGUUUUUGCUUCUUAGGAUACCUCUUAGUAUACCACCGCCAUCAACAUCAUGAAGUUCACUUCUCUUCUCGCCUCCUUGGCGCUGAGCGCCCUCACCUCCGCCGCCCCCGCUGCCUCUCCCGAGCCUGCCGAGCUCGCGGCCCGCGCCCCUACCCUCUACCUCUGCGGCGACAGCACCAUGGCCAGGAGCAGUGACUCCCAGAUGGACGGUUGGGGCCAGUACGUCUCAAAGUACCUCAACAUCGCCGUCGUCAACCGCGCCAUUGGCGGCCGCUCAUCCCGUUCCUUCUGGAACGAGGACCGCUUCCAAAACGUCGCCAACGAGGUCAAGGCCGGCGACAUUGUCGUCAUCGAGUUCGGCCACAACGACGUCGGCUCCCCGCGCUCCAACGAUAACGGCCGCUCCGUCUGCGGCGGCGAGGGCACCGAGACGUGCAUCUCUGACGUGACGGGCGAGACCGUCUACACCUACGUCUUUUAUGUCAUCCAGGCCGCCAAGCUCAUGACCGCCAAGGGUGCCACCGUCAUUCUCAGCUCGCAGACACCCAAGAACCAGUGGGCUACGGGAACCUGGGUCGGCACCCCGUCCCGCUUCGUCGCCAUGCAGAAGAAGGCCGCCGCGACCAUCAACGACCCGGCCGUCACUUUCGUCGACCACCACCAGGCUGUCAGCAACAUGUACCUCAAGCUUGGAUCGUCUGCCGUCAAGGCCCUGUACAUCAAGGACAACACGCAUACUAGCGCGGCUGGUGCUGACCUCAGCUCCCAGGCUUUCGUCCAGGCCAUCUACCAGAAGAUGAACGGCACGACCAGCCUCGCUGCCCACGUCAAGACACCCAUCAAGACCGUCUACUAGUCGGCAGAUCGAACUUCAUAUGCGAGGAUAAGGGGAGGUUAUGGUGGCGGGACGUAUUGUAUGGGAGAGUAAUGUGGUUGUCUCGUUGAAGAGCUUGGUCUCUGAUGACUUGACGGUUCGAAAUUCACUGUAUAUGUUUCAAACAAAUUAGCCGAGGCUCUGUAAAUAGUCAACAAGCCUUCACAUCAUUCAAAUGCUUUGUUAAUGCUAUAUGUGCUCGACAAUCUUCUCAAUCCAUUAUCCCUGC
Messenger RNA from Colletotrichum phormii, 1527 nucleotides. Its product is annotated as GDSL-like Lipase/Acylhydrolase. The record is from RefSeq and is a predicted model, not a curated record. NCBI's taxonomy places the organism in Eukaryota, Fungi, Ascomycota, Sordariomycetes, Glomerellales, Glomerellaceae. The transcript has a single exon. The coding region runs from base 474 to 1280 and encodes 268 amino acids. Gene Ontology annotation, molecular function: hydrolase activity.